AUGUCUUUGUCUAUGUGCCACAUUGGGUGUUUUCCUCCCCCGACUUACCGGAACAUCGUAGGCCCCAUGUAUAACAGGGCCAGCCUCUUCCUCCAUCUUAUGCUCCCCACCGAUGAGAGGUGCCUGUGUCUGCUGGGCGUGGUGAUCCCCUGGGGCUUCGACCUCUGGCUCUCAUCCGGGUUCUCCUUGGGAAUGACUGGCCUCAUGAGACCAUGUGCUUGUUACCGCAGCUCCAUGGUACCUAGGGGCAGCAUGGCCCUGGGGUUAGGCCCCUCAUGGACUGGUCUCCUUAGGGGUCAUGCUCUGGGUGCUCUCAUCUGCCCUUCCCUGUCAGCUAUCGUGUCCAUGCUAGACUGGUAUGAUCUGGAUGAGGAACUGAUUUUAGUUAUGGAGAGACCCAUGCCUGCUGAGGACCUCUUUUACUACAUUCAAAAACACAAGGGUCACAUAACGAUGAAGAAUGCCAAGAUCAUGAUAAAACAGCUGCUAAAAGCAUUAAUUCACCUUCAGGAGGCAAACAUCUUCCACAGAGACAUUAAACCUGAGAACAUCCUGAUAGAGACCAAGUCAAAAGUCCCAAAACUUUAUCUUAUAGACUUUGGUCUAAGUUGCUUUGAUGACCAAAAACAAUAUGAUUAUUUCUACGGUACUCCGAUCCAUAUCCCACCAGAAUUCAAAAAACAAGGGUUCCUCAGUUCUGGACCAACAAAUGUGUGGCAGGUGGGCGUAGUCCUGUACUCCAUUCUGCACAAAAAACAGUUCUUUACUAAAAGAUUCCUGUCAAAUAAGCUAAAGAUCAACAAAAGGCUAUCCAAGAAAUGCACAGAUUUUCUAACAAAGUGCCUGACAGUAGACCCAAAAGAACGCCCCACCCUAGAAGAGCUGUUACACCACCGGUGGUUGUACACAAUAUAGAU
Cyprinodon variegatus (sheepshead minnow) is the source of this 917-nucleotide messenger RNA. RefSeq names its product serine/threonine-protein kinase pim-3-like. Bases 1 to 915 code for a protein of 304 amino acids. Gene Ontology annotation, molecular function: protein serine/threonine kinase activity; ATP binding. Gene Ontology annotation, cellular component: cytoplasm. Gene Ontology annotation, biological process: negative regulation of apoptotic process; regulation of mitotic cell cycle; protein autophosphorylation. NCBI's taxonomy places the organism in Eukaryota, Metazoa, Chordata, Actinopteri, Cyprinodontiformes, Cyprinodontidae. The transcript has 3 exons. The record is from RefSeq and is a predicted model, not a curated record.